AUGGCCGCUACCGAUGGUGUCCCGAGGGAUCUUGCCCUCGAGAUCUUGGCAGCUUUGUCCGAGUCGUCCCCGAUUCUGUCCGCCAAGACCUUCCCCAAGUCGACCUUCACCGAGAUCAAGGCUGCCCUCGACCGCCUCGCUUCCCGGGAGAUGACCAAAUAUGACACGCUGGAGAGGGAAGAAUACACACUUGAACCAGAAGGCGAGCAGAUUGCCGCCAAUGGCAGCCACGAAGCGCGCGUCUUUGAGGCGCUGCGACAGGCCAUGGACGGCUUGACGGUGCAGGAGAUUGAGAAGGCCAUCGGCGACAAGUCUAUCGCAAAGCUCGGCCAGAGCAAGGCCUUCAAAGAGAAGUGGAUCUCCAGGACGAAGGAGGGCAAAUUCAAGACUACGGCGGACGCUAUAAAAGACGUGACUCGGGAGCAGGUGCAAACUAUAAAGACAACGCGGACUUAUCCCGACGUGAAAGUGUUGGCCGAGUUGAAGAAGCGCAAGCUUGUCAAGAUGCAGAAGGUCAUUAGCUUCAGGAUCCACAAAGGGCCCAAGUUUGCCCUCGAGAUCGCAAAGGAAGAGACAGACCUGACUGCAGACAUGCUGGUUUCCGGUGCAUGGAAGACGGCGACGUUCAAGCCAUACAACUUCAAGGCGCUGGGUGCCGACCAGAAUGCAGGCGCUCUGCACCCCCUGAACAAGGUCAGAGCCGAGUUCAGGCAGAUCUUCUUCGAGAUGGGCUUCGAGGAGAUGCCGACCAACAAAUUCGUUGAAUCAGGUUUCUGGAACUUCGAUGCUCUCUUCGUACCCCAGCAACACCCGGCCCGCGAUCUCCAAGACACUUUCUAUAUUUCAGACCCCAAGACAGCAGGGAAGCCUGGCCCAAUCUCUCCUAACGACAAACAGGACUACGAGCAAUACUGGGAGAAUGUGCGGCAGGUACACGAGAACGGAAAGUUCGGAUCGAUCGGGUACCGGUACCCCUGGUCCCCCGACGAGUCGCUUCGCCUGGUUCUCCGCACUCACACCACGUCGAUUUCCACAGCAAUGUUGCAUAAGCUUGCCGCGAAGAAGGGGCUCGAUGGCCUCCCACCACCGGCGCGGUACUUCUCGAUCGAUCGUGUCUUCCGUAAUGAGACGGUCGACGCGACCCAUCUGGCUGAGUUUCAUCAAGUCGAAGGCGUCAUUGCGGACUACAAUCUGACUCUGGGAGGCCUGAUGGAGUUCAUGGAUAUCUUCUUUGGUAAGAUGGGCAUUACAGACCUCCGCUACAAGCCUGCGUAUAAUCCUUAUACCGAGCCGAGUAUGGAGAUCUUCAGCUACCACCAGGGUCUUGACAAGCUGGUUGAGAUUGGCAACAGUGGUAUGUUCCGUCCAGAAAUGCUCGAGUCGAUGGGGCUGCCAAAGGGCAUGAACGUCUUUGGCUGGGGACUUUCUCUAGAGAGACCAACUAUGAUCAAGUACGGCAUCUCGAAUAUUCGCGAGCUUCUUGGUCACAAGGUGGACCUGAACUUCAUUCAAAGAAACCCAGCGGUGCGGUUAGAUAAGAGUUAA
This is a messenger RNA of Lasiosphaeria miniovina, 1545 nucleotides long. RefSeq names its product tRNA synthetase class II core domain-containing protein. NCBI's taxonomy places the organism in Eukaryota, Fungi, Ascomycota, Sordariomycetes, Sordariales, Lasiosphaeriaceae. Gene Ontology annotation, molecular function: phenylalanine-tRNA ligase activity; tRNA binding; ATP binding. The transcript has 2 exons. Gene Ontology annotation, cellular component: cytosol; cytoplasm; phenylalanine-tRNA ligase complex. The record is from RefSeq and is a predicted model, not a curated record. Bases 1 to 1545 code for a protein of 514 amino acids. Gene Ontology annotation, biological process: phenylalanyl-tRNA aminoacylation.